CAUCCCUCUCGUCCUCAUCACUCAACCCUCUCCUCGCUAACUCCAGUUUUUCUUUGCCAACAGGGAGUGGGAAAACAAAACCCUACCUAGCCGCUGAAUUUUCUCCUCGACUGUGAACCCUAUCUACUCGCCCUACUCCUCACCCAUCAUACAUCAUGGCUCCCCGUGGUCGCGGAAAGUUCUCCAAGCCCUCUCGCGGAGGUGGAAAACGCUUCAGUCGAGACGUCCAACCCGUCGACAAAGACGGUAACCCUGUUGGCCUAUGGCGGGAUGCAGACGAGGACGUCCCCUCCUCGAUAGACGAAGAUGAAGAAGACGGCAGCACAUCCGAGUCAGACUCGGACUCGGACUCUGAAGACGACAACAACAACAACACCCCAUCCUCCUCAAAACCCGGCCCCUCCUCUAUCCCACUCACAGCAGACUCUACCGCCUCAGCAGCCCCCGAACUCACCCGUGAAGAGCGUCGCGCCGCAGCCAAAGCCAAAAAGCAAGCUGCGCAAGCCCGGCGACUCCAAACCGCGGCGCAACCGGGCGAUUUACCCCCAUCCUCGUCGGAUGAGGAGGACAACUCUGACGGAUCGGAUGGCGAGGAUGAGGAUCUACCAGCGAACCCGAAUCAUACGAGUAAAUCUCGGUCUCAGUUGAGUAGUAGUAAUGCGGCUGGCGGUGCUGGUGCUGGUGCUGGCAAGGAUCAACAGGAUCUGUCGCAGCUUUCGCGACGGGAGAGGGAAGCUAUUGAGGCGCAGCAGGCCAGGGAACGGUAUAUGAAGUUGCAUGCGGAGGGGAAGACGGAGGAGGCGAGGGCGGAUUUGGCGCGGUUGGCGCUCGUGAGGGAGAAGAGGGAGCAGGAGCGGUUGAGGAAGGAGGUCGAGAAGGAGGAGAAGGCUGAGGCGGCGAGAAAGAGGGCGGAGGAGUUGAAGGCGAAGUUGGGGGCUAAGGGGGGUGGGAAGAAGGGGAAGAAAGGGAAAUGAAUUGAUGGGGGUUUCAUUUGGUGUUUUUAGAUUUGGUUAACUUACUGAGUUGGUUUUGGCUUGAUGCCUGUGCAAAUGGGUAAAAAUAUAUGAUAUUACAUCUGACUAUUUCGACUGUGGAAGGAAGAGGAUGGGGGUAUAGUGGGGGGAAACAGUAGCAGAAGUGAGUCUAUGAUAGACGCUAUAUAACCCAGCUAUGCUGUACAGUAUGAACCAUAUGUCUUUUGCCUGCUCUCAUGUGGAGCAGAGUAUGAAAGGAGACCACCAGAAACGAACCUAUGCA
Aspergillus piperis CBS 112811 is the source of this 1257-nucleotide messenger RNA. RefSeq names its product PDGFA associated 1 family protein. The transcript has 3 exons. The record is from RefSeq and is a predicted model, not a curated record. Gene Ontology annotation, cellular component: cytosol. The coding region runs from base 156 to 974 and encodes 272 amino acids. NCBI's taxonomy places the organism in Eukaryota, Fungi, Ascomycota, Eurotiomycetes, Eurotiales, Aspergillaceae. Gene Ontology annotation, molecular function: RNA binding.